AUGGAAAAAUGGACAUUUUUGGCUAUGUAUAAUGUCUCUUUUUUUCUCUCUAUAAGAAAAGCCUUAAAUUGGAUUAUGAUUUUACAAUUCCAAGGGUUUACGAAAAUUCAACUACAUACUAGAAGAUCAAAUUAAAUUAUUCCAAAUAGUUAAGUUAAGUCUGACAUAGAAAAAUUGUUACAAUAAAGUUUAAAAUUAGUUUCAAUGUUGAAAUUGAUGAAUAGCUAAAAUAAUAAUCAUAGAAUGCUUUAUACGAUUAAAUUUUUAGUUUACUUUAAUAAGGUAAAACUAAAAUAAGAUGAUUAGAAUAGAGAUUGUCAAGAAGAAAACAAAUAAAUGGCAAAUAUUAUUCUUAUAAAUAAAUUAAAAAGAGAAGAUAAUUAAUAGUAGUUGAGCCUGAAUCUAUAAAACUUGAUCGUUCAAUUUAUAAGACAGAAUUCAAUUGUUUAUUAGAAUUAUUUACAAUUCCCACUAAAAUCAUGAAAGAGAACCUAAAAAGUAAAAACCAAUAUAAAAUUCUAGCAGUUAAAUAAAUCCAUUUUGUCGUUCUCUCAUAUAAAGGAAUAAAUAAAAAAAAUAAAAUUCUAUUGGCCUUAAAUAACCUCAAAUGA
Molecule: messenger RNA, 611 nt
Organism: Paramecium pentaurelia
Lineage: Eukaryota; Ciliophora; Oligohymenophorea; Peniculida; Parameciidae
Source: the annotation of a GenBank genome assembly